AUCUUAAAAGAAGCCAGAUGCAAAUGGAUGCAAAGAAGUCCAGAAAGAGCACGUGUAUAGACCGGGAAAUAGUUUUUCUUUUCGUUCUCUGAAUUGUAGAAUACAAAGUGUCUUCGUUGUCCAUUAUCUAAAAAAACAAAAAAAUUGUGUUGCUCGUAUUCAUUUCUAUAAAUCACGAUAGAAUAUUUAAACAUGGAAAAACAAGACGAGCCAGAGAAGAAAAAUGUCGACGAUGAUCACUCGAAUAACGACGCUACCCCCGAGGUUGCCGAUGACCACGCGAACGACGACGCUGCCGCUAAGGUCGCCGAUGAUCACGGGAACGACGACGCUGCCGCCGAGGUCUGCGCCGAUCACUUGAACGGCGAUACCGUCGCCGAGGUUAAUGACGAUGCGUCGAUUCUUGAUGCGGAACAAAUACAACGGACAGAAGAAGUGGAAAAAGCAAACGGAAAAGAUCCCACAGAAGAAGAACCAUCCGAGGAUCUUUUGGCGAAGAUUAAGGCACAAGUAGAGUAUUACUUUGGCAAUGUAAAUAUGCAAAGGGAUAAAUUUCUCACUGUCCAAACAAAACUGGACGACGGCUGGAUUCCAAUGACAGUCAUGUUAAAUUUUAAAUUGUUGGCUGCUCUUACCAAGAAUGUUGAUGUUAUUCUGAAGGCUUUGGAGACAAGUGAUCUCAUGGAGAUUUCUGACGACAGGAAAAAAAUACGUCGCUCGCCAAAACAUCCCCUUCCUGAAUUUAAUGAGGGAUACAGGAAGGCUCAGGAAGCACGAACAAUUUAUGCCAAAGGGUUUCCAUUAGAUAGCACUAUCGAAAACCUGAAAACCUUCUUUGAACCAUACCAACCAUAUGAAACAAUCGUGAUGAGAAAGUUUCAAGAUAAAGAUAAAUCUUAUCAUUUCAAAGGCUCUGUUUUCGUGCAAUUCGAAACUCUCGAUGACGCAAAAGCAUUUAUGGAUUUAGAAUCUGUAAAAUAUAAAGAUACCGAAUUAAUAAGGAAAUGGUCUACGGAUUACCUCACAGAAAAAGCACAGCUGAAAGAAGAACGUAGGAAAAAGAAAGAUAAAACGACAACAUCAACUAUACAAGAAAAGGAGACUGAGGAAGAGGAAGUAGAAGAAAUAUCUGUAGAAAAUAAUAAGUUGCCAAAAGGUUCAAUUAUUUAUUUAUCUGGUGUUUCCAAGACAUGUACAAGAGAAGAUAUUAAAGAAUCUUUUUCCAAAUUUGAUGCUAAUAUUGCAUACAUCGAUUUCCAAAGAGGAAAUACAGAAGGUUGGGUACGUCUGCAAGGAGCAAAUGCUGCUAAACCUGUGUUAGAAAAAACAAAUGAAGGCAAAAUGGUAAUCCAAGACACUGAAAUUACCUGCAAAAUCCUUGAGGGUCAGGAAGAAGCAAAGUACCUCGCUAAAGUGAUGGAAGAGAUGAUGAGCAAAUCGAAAAAUAAAUUAAAUAAAGCCAAGCGAGGUGGUAAGAAAGGCCGCGGGGCGCGAGCUGGAAAAAAGAGAGCGAAUAGUCCUUCACAAGAUCUAGUUCCAAACAAAAAGAAAUGCGUCGAAAAUAAGAUUGAUUCCUAAAACCAUUAAAGUUAUAAGUGUACAUUACACUGUAUUUUCAAUGUAUUAACAAAUUAUACAUAGGAGAGAAACACUCAUUUAUGUCAGAAAACGAGUUAGUUUAAACUUUGUUAUAUUUCCUAUUAAUGUAUAUUAUUUUAAGUACUUUGAAAAUAUAACUUCAUCUAUAUUUGAUUAAA
Molecule: messenger RNA, 1757 nt
Organism: Monomorium pharaonis (pharaoh ant)
Lineage: Eukaryota; Metazoa; Arthropoda; Insecta; Hymenoptera; Formicidae
Gene: La
Product: la protein homolog
Exons: 7
Coding region: 193-1578 (461 amino acids)
Biological process (GO): RNA processing
Cellular component (GO): nucleus; ribonucleoprotein complex
Molecular function (GO): RNA binding
Source: RefSeq, a predicted model, not a curated record